This is a messenger RNA of Linum tenue, 3962 nucleotides long. The record is from the annotation of a GenBank genome assembly. Lineage: Eukaryota; Viridiplantae; Streptophyta; Magnoliopsida; Malpighiales; Linaceae.
UGAAUUGAUAAGAGAAGAUCGUAGUGACAGACAUCACAACAAACAAUACCAACCUAAAGCUAAGACUAUCACAAACAACAUCUCGCGCUUUAACUACAUCUGCACUCUUCAUCACCUAACAAUGCCAUCUUGAUAUAAUUUAGCAAAUCCAAUUACAUCUACAUGCAUUUUGCACGUACAUUGUAUUCCUAGCUACCAGUCAACUCAGUAACCACAUUUGGAAAAAAUGGGAGACCUGGGGAUUAGAUUCUGUGUUAUAAUACAACCUUUAGCUCAUCUCAAGAAGCACUUCCAUUAUCUUACAAAUUGAUCGAUCUCCUCCCAUGGCUGUUCUCCUCCAUUUCCUGCUAGCGGGCAGCUUAGUACUGUUGAUGAGUUCAUCUGCAGCAGCACAGGGCAGCAACAGUAACAGCAAAACACAAGUGCCAGCAGUGUUUAUGUUUGGAGACUCUUUAGUUGAUACAGGGAACAACGAUUACAUCUCCACCAUCGCCAAGAGCAACUUCCCACCUUACGGCAGAGACUUCCCUGGCGCGAGACCAACUGGAAGGUUCAGCAAUGGCAGAUGCACGUCCGAUUUCGUAGCUGAAGUAUUUGGGGUGAAGAAGUUGCUGCCACCUUACCUUGAUCCAGACUUGGAGCUUCGGGAGCUCCUUACCGGCGUGUCAUUUGCUUCUGCUGGUUCUGGCUACGACCCUCGCACUUCGCGAUUUACUGUAGAUAUGUUAAGAGAGUACAUCAGCAAGAUGAAUGCAAGCGUCGGGGAAACCAGAACAGCUUCCAUUAUAUCACAAGGCGCAUUCAUAAGCUUCAUAGGGAGCAAUGAUGUUACCUUGCACGCUAUGUUGGGGUCUCGAUCUGGCGAGGAGGACGACGAUUCCUACACCGAUAAGAUGCUCCAUUUCGCCAUAGACUUCUACCAGCAACUUUACAAGCUUGGAGCAAGAAGAAUAGGGCUGGGGAACUUACCACCAACAGGUUGUGUGCCAGCAGUGAGAGAUGUGGUUGGAGGACAAGAGAGGGAGUGUUCAGAAGGGCUCAAUCGACGGAUGAGGCUCUUCAACACCAAGCUGGCUGGGGCGGUUAGUAAGAUGAAUGCUGAGCUCCCAGGUGCCAGGAUUGUGGUGUUUGAUUUCUACAAUGUUGUCCUCUCCAUCAUCCAGAAUUCAGCUUCAUACGGAUUUGACGAAUUCAGCAGAGGAUGCUGUGCCUCGCAUGAAAUUGAAUCUGGGUUCCUCUGUGUAAUGCCGGGGACUUGCCCAGAUGCAUCCAAGUACGUCUUCUGGGACAGUUUCCACCCCACUGAGAAAGCUUGUCGAAUCCUUUCCUACCAAAUGGAUGCCGCCGAUGACCAGAUUCUCUUCCCAAUCUCUCCACUUCCAAGCACCCGUUCCCGCUCCAGACAAACCCAUCUCAGGAGGAAGAGGGCUGGGAAGGGCAUGGAAGUUGCAGGAAAGCAAGUUGAGUUGGAACCCUUUAGAGAUAAACCAUCUGCCUUACCUGACAUAGAAGAAUUUGCAUACAAAAAGCCAAAUGGAUCAGUGCAGUCAAAGAAGGCAAAAUAUGCCACAGAAGUUCUUCCACUGAAAAAGGAGAUUGUCUACACUAUUAGUAAAACAGGCGAGCCGCCUGUAAACUGGGAAAAGGUCCUUGAAGGAAUUCGCAAGAUGCGGUCGUCUGAAGAUGCUCCUGUUGAUACUAUGGGAUGUGAGAAAGCCGGAAGCUCUCUUCCUUCUAAGGAAAGAAGAUUUGCUGUCCUUAUCUCUUCACUCCUUUCCAGCCAAACCAAAGAUCAGGUUGGAUUCUAUACAAGAAAAGCCAGUAAUAUGAAGAAAAUUGCAAGAAUUUGUCUUGAAAAGUAUGAUGGGGAUAUACCUAAUUCUUUGGAGGAUUUGCUCUCACUCCCAGGGAUAGGUCCUAAGAUGGCUCAUCUGGUUAUGCAAAUUGCAUGGGACAAUGCACAAGGGAUAUGUGUGGACACUCACGUGCAUCGUAUAAGCAAUCGACUUGGUUGGGUUUCACGACCAGGCACAAAACAGGUAGGGUUCGGGCAGACGAUUUGCACUCCUCUCAGGCCCAAGUGUGAGAUGUGCUCAGUGAGCGACUUGUGCCCAUCUGCAUUUAAGGAGAAGACCUCUAGUCCUUCAUCGAAGUUGAAAAGAUCACCUUCACUCAACAAGAAAUCUUCAACCUAAGUUCUGGGAAGUUGUAUACUUCGAUUUUUUGUGUGCCGGUUAUCCUUAAAACUGGCACUCCAUGGGGCUGACUUGGUUGAUUCUGCAGUCCUUUUGUCCAAUGAUGAAUGAAUAUCCUAAGCUGCCUUCCAUUUGUAGUUUUACUGAAACUGAACAGAAUCAAAAACUAAUGUAGAUUGUAGGGAUCCCCAUUAUGUACGUAUAGCCAAUUUGUAAUGUAAGUAAAACUUGUAUUGCAAGUGUAAGUUGAAGAGUAUCAAUCCAGCUGGAACAGUCUGAUGUCUGAAUAAGAAAAACAAAGAGAAUUCGUUUUCUUCUUAUCAAGUACUUUACAAACAGCUUCAUCGGAUUAAGUUCUACACAAUCAGCUGGCUUUUCCGCCAUCUCCAAUAGUUUACCCUCAUGGCAUCAGCAUGCUCCAACACAGAACAAAUUGUAUUUCCCAAACUGUCCUUGGUGCUGCUACUGUUCUCCUGUGAAUCUAGGCGUGAACUAGCAGGAUUCAACGUGUCCACAGCUUCCCUCAACUCUCGGCUUGGCUGUAACCCAUGACUCAGAAGAUCGAGAACCGUGCUCAAAGCGAAUACAUGGUUGGUACCACUGCUAGUCAACACCUUAAGACACAAAGUCGAGACUUGAGGAUCAUGAAUCCAUGACUUUGGGUCGUCUUUGUAGAGACCUCUGAGAUACCUCCAUGGACUCUCGUUCUCAGGGUUAGCUAGAAUCGCUGCAACCGUGUACUUCACUUCUGACUCUCUCAUGGCUUGGAGGCCUCCCAGGAGAGGAGAUUUUGUUAUGAUGAAGUAUCUCUGUAGUCACACACAUAUCACAUGUAAGUUUGACAUAUCGUAUGGAGAUGCACUUCCUGAUGAACUUAAGGUCAUCAGAUUAAUUUACAGCCAAUUCAAAAAGACUUCAAUUAAUUUUUCUUUCCCAUCAGAAUUAGACCCAAGUGAACUUUGCCUCUGAAAUCAAGACUCUACAACAAAGUGAUUUUGCCUCACAGUGUUGCAUUGUUUACCUGAUUCCAAGCUGAGUUAUUGAAAAUAUCCUCUUCAAGUAGCUGGUGGCAGUACUCUAGUUCAUCGUCCCAUCCCCCCAGAGAUUGCAGAACAAUACCUGCCUGUGGGACCAUGCAUGAUAAUUUUUAGCGUCACCAGAGAGUAUCUUCUCGGUGAACUUAAGUUCUCUACCAGCAGCAUCAGGACCGAGUUUCUCUGCAAGCCAGCGCCUAUGAUGCCAUAUCUGAUAAUUUUUAGAGUUCUUCUCAGCAAUCUUGGAAACAUAAUCCAGUUCCUGCUGCAGGUCUUUACUUAAUGUCUCCAGUAUCAAACGCCUGAAGUGCCAUACCUUGUAGUUGCCUGGAUUCAGGAGGAUGGCUUGGUGAGUGAGCUGAAGGGCGCGAGGGGAUCGCUCAUCGGCGCGGUAGACGGCGCGGAAGUAGUCCAUGGUCUCCGCAAACUCCGGCUUGUAAGCGAUCGGAACCACAGGGUUUGGACCGUCGUCUUGAGGGAGAGGACUGACGUCCGACCACUCCGGUCUCUGCGACGGCAGAAGCUUCUCCUCAUCUUCUUCCCAAUUCAUUGCUCUGCCGCGGGAAUCGCAGUAAAUCUCUCCGGUAUGCUUUUCCGGUGACUGAAUCUCUGCUUAAUCACAGUUCUCUCGGGAAUUUGCCUUUGCCUUUUCCCCUUCCCCUUUUCAACUGGCUUUGCUUGGCAAUGGAAGGAUGGAAUAACGAAAUACCGAUAAUUUAUUGCGAACAUAAAA